AUUAAAAUAAGGAAAAACACAAGGCGCGAACUCAUCAAUUCUGUGAGACUGACGGCGCACGUGACACAGGAGGAAGAGCCGAGGAACAACAUCUACGACGGCGCACGUGACACAGGAGGAAGAGCCGAGGAACAACAUCUACGACGGCGCGACACCAGUCUCCUCUGAGGUAUGGAGGAUCACUCUGCUGAACCACUUGUCGAGCCUAUUGAUUUUGUUGAUGUUUUUACUACUGAUAAAAAAUUCAGCACUCGAGAUAGCUUGUUGGAAUGGGUUCGAGGUGAAGCAAUGAAGUUAGGGUUUGUUAUUGUUACCACAAGGUCUGAUAAUGGGUCAGAUAGAAGAAGACAGUCAAUUGUACUUGGAUGUGAAAGAGGUGGUGUUUAUAAAAAAUCCAAAAAGCAAUUGAACCACCAAGACACAAAAUCUAAAAAAUGUGAGUGUCCAUUUAGAUUGCGGGGUUAUUUUUUAAGCUCUGGUGUAUGGAAGGUUAAUGUAGUGUGUGGAAAACACAAUCAUGAGAUGACCGAAAAUUUACAAGGUCAUCCUAUUGCAAGUCGUCUAAAUGUGGAAGAAAAGAAACUUGUUUAUGAGAUGAUAAAUAACAUGGUCCUUCCAAAAGAUAUUCUUAUGACUUUAAAAAAACGAAGGCCCGAUAAUGUGACUACUAUCAAACAUAUUUAUAAUGCUUGUCGCAGAUAUAAAAAGUCUAAAAAAGAAGAAGCUGAUGCCGUCGUCAAAGAAGAAGCUGAUGUCGUCGUUAAAGAAGAGCAUCCAGAAAUAUCUAUUAAGGAAGAAAUGGAAGCAAUUCAGGCUUGGUUUGACAGUGCUGAUUACGAUACAAAGAUAUAUAUUAAAGAUCGGCUGCGUCAAAUAGCCUUUCCAGAGACGACUUCACCGUAUCCAUCUCUAGAGAAUGGUAAUGGAAACCUACCAGCCUUUCCAGAGACGACUUCACCAUGUCCAUCUCUAGAGAAUGGUAAUGGAAACCUACCAGCCUUUCCAGAGACGACUUCACCGUGUCCAUCUCUAGAGAAUGGUAAGGGAAACCCACCAGCCUUUCCAGAGACGACUUCACCGUGUGCAUCUCUAGAGAAUGGUAAUGGAAACCUACUAGCCUUUCCAGAGACGACUUCACCGUGUCCAUCUCUAGAGAAUGGUAAUGGAAAUCCACCAGCCUUUCCAGAAACGACUUCACCGUGUCCAUCUCUAGACCCAGGUAAUGGAAACCUACCAGCCUUUCUAGAAAAGCCGUCACUUUGUCCAUCUCUAGACUUGGGUAAUGGAAACCCUCCACUUGCUUAUGAUUUUGAAACUUUGUUAAUGUGAUGUUUUAUGAUUUUGAAACUCUGUAAAUGUGAUGUUCUGGAUAUGGUUUUAAACAUGAAAUUUUUUUUGGCCAAGUUUAAACAUGAAAUAUUAAUAAAGGCUUUUAAUUUUGUUUGUCA
Messenger RNA from Lathyrus oleraceus (garden pea), 1448 nucleotides. RefSeq lists its product as uncharacterized. The transcript is spliced from 3 exons. Lineage: Eukaryota; Viridiplantae; Streptophyta; Magnoliopsida; Fabales; Fabaceae. The record is from RefSeq and is a predicted model, not a curated record. Bases 172 to 1329 code for a protein of 385 amino acids.